Toxorhynchites rutilus septentrionalis is the source of this 3973-nucleotide messenger RNA. It is a transcript of the gene Top1, whose product is annotated as DNA topoisomerase 1. The record is from RefSeq and is a predicted model, not a curated record. Gene Ontology annotation, molecular function: DNA binding; DNA topoisomerase type I (single strand cut, ATP-independent) activity. Bases 347 to 3379 code for a protein of 1010 amino acids. Gene Ontology annotation, biological process: chromosome segregation; DNA replication; DNA topological change. Gene Ontology annotation, cellular component: nucleolus; chromosome. NCBI's taxonomy places the organism in Eukaryota, Metazoa, Arthropoda, Insecta, Diptera, Culicidae. The transcript is spliced from 8 exons.
GGUGGACUUGGCUGCUGUGGUCUGCCUCCGUUGUGGCUGCAGUAAAGUCCAUUCUAUCUUAGUUGCAAAUAAAGAGUAGAAAUACUGUCCAUUUCUCGUGUUAAACAAGUGCAAUUUCAACGUUAAUAUACCCUCUAUACAUCAGGUAUCGAUGUAGCGUUCGGGGUAACAGAUUACAUAUAUAAAAUUCGUCAAAUACUCGCGUGGCACACAGGACUUUGUCGUCGUCGUCGCAAAAGCGAGUGUGUGAUCUUGGACUUAGAAAAUUUUUGCUCGUUUCGGUGUCUGAUUAUCAGAAGGUUCACCUCGCCAAGUUACAUUGCAUUGUGUGAGGAAUAGCCAGACAAUGAGCGUCGAAGCGGAAACGGCCAAUUCACAGGGCACCACCAAACAUGUGAACGGCGGAAGCUCCGACGAGCGACCGAACGGGAUAACCAACGGGCACUCGGCGGACGGGACUGGCGAGGACCGCCACAAAAGCCACAAGAGCUCGAGCAAGGAUAAACACCGGGAUAAGGAUCGGGAUAGGGACAAGCACCGCGAGAAGGAUAAGCACCGGUCGGACAAGGACCGGGACAAGCAAAAGAGUAGCAGUUCAUCGUCCUCCAAAGAUAAGGAUCGCGACAAGCAUAAGUCUAGUAGUAGUAGCAGCAGCAACAAGGACAGAGACAAGGAUCGUGACCGUGAUCGUCAUAGCAGUUCCCACAAAAGCUCCAAAAGUGAUAAGGAUCGCGAUCGGGAGAAGGACAAGGACCGUUCCAAGGAUAAGGAACGUUCGAAGGACAAGGACAAGGAGCGUUCCAGGGACAAGGACCGUGAAAAGGACAAGGACAGGAAGGAUCGCGACAAAGACAAAUCCAGCAGUAGUAAAGAUAAGGAUAAGCACAAGAGCAGCUCGUCGUCGUCGUCGUCUCAUCGCGACAAGGACAAGGAACGAGACAAGCACAAAAGCAGCAGCAGUAGUAGCGGUAGGGACAAAGAAAAACAUUCCAGCAGUAGCGGCAAAGAUAAAGACCGAAAGGAUCGCGAUAAACAUUCAUCAUCGAAAGACAAGGAUCGCGAACGAAAGGACAGAAUAAAAGAGGAGGAUGAAGACCAACCCGAGGUGAAGCAGGAGAUCAAGGAGGAACCACUUCCCAAUGGCAUGGAAAGUAAUGAAUCGUCACAAGACGUUAGAGAAAUUAAACAGGAAGAUCCAUUGGAUGUUUCGCAAGCCAGCUCGUGUGAUUACUCGCUAUCGCAGUUCAGACCUGACGAAACGCCGUUCGAUAUUAAGGAGGAAGCCCCGGAUCCGAACAGCGCCCAGGAUGAAGACGAUCAAUCCGAAGAGACUGAAGAGCCCAGUGUCGCCGAGCCGGUUCCGGAAAUUAAGCAGGAGUCCGACUCCGAGGAUGAUGUUCCACUGUCGAAGCGCAAGAAGAAGGAUGAUGACGAGGAUUUCCACAACAGCAGCAACAAGAAGAAGAAGGUGAAGCUUGAGAAGAAAGAGAAAAAAGAGAAAAAGAAGAAGCGCGCCUACGAAUCGGAUGCUGAGUGUGGCGAGGAGGAGGAAGAUUACGGUGCUUCCAAGAAGAAAACAAAGAAGAUCAAGAAGGAGGCUGUUAAAAAGGAGACCAAAACUAAGGUUAAGACUGAGGUGAAGCAAGAAGUAGAAAGCCCAACUAAAGGCCGCAAGAAAAAGAAGGAAGAGGAGGAGCAAGAAGUUUGGAAAUGGUGGGAGGAAGAGAAACGCGAAGAUGGCGUCAAGUGGAAUUUCCUCGAGCACAAGGGUCCGGUGUUCGCCCCACCGUACGAACCACUGCCCAGCAACAUCAAGUUCGAAUACGACGGUAAGGAGAUGAAGCUCUCGCAGGAUACGGAGGAAAUCGCUGGAUUCUAUGCUCGCAUGUUGGAGCACGAUUACACUUCCAAGGACGUAUUCAACGAUAACUUCUUCAAGGACUGGCGCAAAGCGAUGACAUCGGGGGAGCGCGAGAAAAUUAAGGAUCUCAAAAAGUGCAACUUCCGGUAUAUGAAAAAGUUCUUCGACGAGCUCUCGGAGAAGAAUCGUAACCGUACGAAGGAGGAGAAGCUGAAGUUGAAGGAGCAAAAUGAGGCGCUGAUGAAGGAGUACGGAACUUGUAUAAUCGAUGGGCAUAAGGAAAAGAUCGGUAACUUCAAAAUUGAACCGCCCGGUUUGUUCCGUGGUCGUGGCGAACAUCCGAAGAUGGGUCUCGUUAAGAGACGUGUUAUGCCGGAGGACGUGAUUAUUAACUGUGCAAAAAAUAGUAAAUAUCCAGAAGCCCCCGAGGGUCAUCGAUGGAAGGAAGUUCGCCACGAUAACACAGUCUCGUGGCUAGCUUCAUGGACGGAAAAUGUGCAGGGCCAGGUCAAAUACGUUAUGUUGAAUCCCAGCUCAAAGUUGAAGGGCGAGAAGGAUUGGCAGAAGUACGAGACGGCUCGACGUUUGCUCAAACACAUCGACAAAAUCCGAGAGACGUAUCAUGACGAAUGGAAGAGCAAGGAAAUGAGAAUAAGACAGCGCGCCGUUGCGUUGUACUUCAUCGAUAAACUCGCGCUGAGAGCUGGUAACGAAAAGGACGAAGAUCAAGCCGACACGGUCGGUUGCUGCUCGCUACGAGUGGAACACAUCGAACUGCAUAAGGAACUGAAUGGAAAGGAGAAUGUGGUGGUGUUUGACUUUCUCGGUAAGGAUUCCAUCCGGUACUACAACGAGGUAGAAGUCGAGAAACGUGUGUUCAAAAAUUUGGAAUUGUUUAAGGAGAACAAAAAGCCCGGCGAUGAUUUGUUCGACCGGCUCAAUACCACCGUGAUGAACGAGCAUUUGCGAGAUUUGAUGGAUGGAUUAACGGCAAAGGUGUUCCGUACUUUCAAUGCUUCCUUUACGCUGCAGAAUCAGCUGGCGGAACUAACGGACCCGGAUAUGACUGUGCCUGAAAAGCUGCUUGCCUACAACCGAGCGAACCGAGCCGUUGCCAUUCUGUGUAACCAUCAGCGUGCGGUUCCCAAGACCCAUGACAAAAGUAUGUCGAAUUUGAAAGAGAAGAUUCGCCUCAAGCGCGAAGCGGUUGACACUUGCCAGCGAGAACUAAAGGACUUGAAAAAGAGCUCCGUCCGAGACACGGUUGCCCGUGACAAGAAAACGAAACAACUGGAGCGCCUUAAGGAUCAGCUGAUGAAGCUCGAACUGCAAGAGACUGAUAAGGAUGAGAACAAGACAAUUGCAUUGGGAACGUCCAAGCUCAACUAUUUGGAUCCCCGUAUUUCUGUGGCAUGGUGCAAAAAGUUCGGCGUCCCGAUUGAGAAAAUCUUCAACAAAACACAGCGAGACAAGUUCCGAUGGGCUAUCGACAUGGCGGAUGAAACUUACGUGUUCUAAGAAGCAAGUGGAUUCCAGCUACAAUUAUAACUUUGUAGUGUAGCUACCGAUUGUAAGUGUUCAAAGUAAUAUCCAACUAUGAGCGAUAUUGUUAGAUGAGAAAGUGUUUCGUUUUUAGAAUCAUAACAAUUUUAAAAUUGAUUUUUCCAUGUAAAACGGGAAGAGAUUCUGUCCCUGGUACACACACAAAACUAAAAUCAGUUUGUAUAAAGUUUAUAUUUAUUAAAAGCUAAGAUAUUACACACGACAAUGAAAGGUAUCAUCAAACAAACUGUCCAUAUCCCCCAGAGGAAGAGAGUAGAUGAGUCUACUGCUAUACAUAAUUGACGAAAGAAUGAAUUAGCAUUUUCCUCUUCACAUUCUCGCGUGCGUUUGUAUUCUUUUUCUUCACUUCACUAUGGAAAGGGUAAUCUGACCGACCGUCACACCCUUCUGACUACAGAAAAAAACGAAUGGAUAGUUCCUAAAAAGGGAGCGGCAGUGAAACCAUGUAACACUGUGCACUGUCAUGUGAUUUAUUUAUGCAACAACAACAAAAAACUGAAAAUAAACUGGUUAAGCCACCAGAUAAAUAAAAAAAAUUCUUCAGCUUCA